Messenger RNA from Chiloscyllium plagiosum (whitespotted bambooshark), 774 nucleotides. Its product is annotated as eukaryotic translation initiation factor 1A, X-chromosomal. Lineage: Eukaryota; Metazoa; Chordata; Chondrichthyes; Orectolobiformes; Hemiscylliidae. Gene Ontology annotation, molecular function: translation initiation factor activity; RNA binding. Gene Ontology annotation, biological process: translational initiation. The record is from RefSeq and is a predicted model, not a curated record.
ACUCCCGUUUUCAAUAAAGUUGAGUGAAGCGUCUGCGCUUGCGUACUGCGGGGACCAGGGUUAGCCGGAGGCCGCGGGCGGACACACACUGCGCCAUGCCCAAGAAUAAAGGUAAGGGAGGUAAAAAUAGGCGACGUGGUAAGAAUGAAAACGAAUCUGAGAAACGUGAGCUGGUGUUUAAAGAAGAUGGUCAGGAAUAUGCCCAGGUGAUUAAGAUGCUGGGAAAUGGGCGUUUGGAAGCCAUGUGUUUUGAUGGUGUGAAGAGACUUUGUCAUAUUCGAGGAAAGCUGAGAAAGAAGGUUUGGAUAAACACGUCUGACAUCAUAUUGGUUGGGUUGAGAGAUUACCAGGAUAAUAAGGCUGAUGUCAUCCUGAAAUAUAAUGCAGAUGAGGCAAGAAGCUUAAAAGCCUAUGGUGAACUUCCAGAGCAUGCCAAAAUUAAUGAAACGGACACAUUUGGACCUGGUGAUGAUGAUGAAAUCCAAUUUGACGAUAUUGGGGAUGAUGAUGAGGACAUUGAUGAUAUUUAAAUUGAGAUUGAAUGUGGAUUCCAGCCUUGUACUCGAGCUUCCUUCAAAGAGUUUUUUUGGAUUUCACAUGAAGAUUGUGUGGAUGAGUUGACUUAUGGCUAACGUAUCUAAAAUCCAUUGUAACAAUUUGUUUUAAGUCAUUUAGUGUAUAUUUAUAUUCUUUCAUCACACGAAUAAAAAAGGACUGAGGUGGAGUUUGGUAGGAAGUACAACUCUUUACAAUAAAAUGUUAAAUUGCUUUGGA